GUUAGACAAGCUCGCCUGGAUUCAGCAGCCAGCAGCUGUCACCUCCGCUCCUCUGGGGAAGCCGCCUGCACCCCAGGGAGGAGGCAGCGCGGCUCCUGUCCUAGAAGCCACCGUGGGGCUUGUUAAGUGUUCCCCAAAGGUGGCUGCUGGAGAGGAGGCGGAGCUGAACUAAUGCCAGGGACCGUGGCGGCGGCAGCAGCUCCAGCCCCUUCACUGCACCAACCUGCGGGCUGGCUGGAGAGAGAGCCCAGCCCCUCCCUCUUCAGCAGCAGCGGAGCAGCCGCCGCUACCACCUCCCCGCCCCGGCUCUCUCCGGCCCAGGGUCCCAGCCAGUGCCGCGAGAAAGCGCCUUGCGCUGCGCCCGCUCCGGACUGCAGCUGCCUGCCGGCGGGGGCAACAAGCCGCAGCUGCAUCUUGGAGCAUCUGCUGUCCUGAGUCCUCCUGCUCCCCUCCCAGCUCCCCCCUCCACACCUGCAGCUCUUCUUCCCCUCCCCCUCCCUUCUGAAUUAUUUCUCCUCCUCCCUCUUUUCCUCCCCCCCCACCACCUGGUGCCUCCUAAUUCCUUGGUUUCCUCUGGUUUUCCUUGGACUCUGCCUUGUCAUGUCAAGAUGGAAGUCAGGCAUGACUGGCUCGCCUCUUCCCCCCACGAGGGCUUCGAGCAGCUGAGGCUGAAGAGCCGCCCCAAAGAGCCAUCCCCGAGCCUCCCCAGAGUAGGUGCCAACUUCUACAGCACUGUCAAGCAGCAGGACUUCAGUGCCAGUGUCUGGCUGAGGAGGAAAGACCAACUGGAGCAUUCCCAGCAAAAAUGCAUUGUGAUCUUUGCACUGGUGUGCUGCUUUGCGAUUCUGGUUGCACUGAUAUUUUCUGCAGUGGAUAUAAUGGGAGAAGAUGAGGAUGGACUCUCAGAAAAGAAUUGUCAAAAUAACUGUCGGGUUGCUCUUGUGGAAAACAUUCCUGAAGGUAUAAACUAUUCAGACAGUGCACCAUCCCACUUGUCUCUUUUCCAAGGCUGGAUGAAUUUGCUUAAUAUGGCUGAAAAGUCUGUUGACAUAGUAUCUUCCCAAUGGGACCUCCAUCACAGUCAUCCAUCUGCAUGCCAGGGCCAGCAUCUUUUUGAAAAAUUGCUAGAACUGGCGUCUCGAAAUAUUGAGAUAAAACUAGUGAGCGAUAUACUGCCCACCGAAUCAAAGGUAUUAAACGACUUGAAAACAAAGGGGAAGAGUGAAACAGGACCCUGUGCUGAGGUGGCCAACAGAAUGGGGGGUGCAGAAGUGCUGUAUAUGAAUAUGACUGCUUAUAAUGAAGGUCGCCUUCAAUCAUCAUUCUGGAUUGUUGAUAAACAGCAUGUAUAUAUUGGAAGUGCCAGCUUAGACUGGAGGUCAUUGGGACAGAUGAAAGAACUUGGUGUCAUUGUGUACAACUGCAGCUGCCUCGUCCUAGAUUUACAAAGGAUAUUUGCCUUGUAUAGCUCAUUAAAAUACAAGAAUAAAGUGCCUCCAAGUUGGUCUAAGAGAUUGUAUGGGGUGUAUGAUACUCAAAAGAAACUGAAGCUGCAGCUGAAUGAGACAAAAUCAGAAGUCUUUGUGUCGAAUUCUCCCAAACUCUUUUGUCCAAAAGACCGAGUCUUGGAUAUUGAAGCUAUCUACAAUGUUAUAGAUGAUGCCAAACAGUUUGUUUAUAUAGCUGUCAUGGAUUACCUCCCUAUUGUCUUUGACACAAAUGCUAAAAGGUACUGGCCAUAUUUGGAUGGGAAGAUAAGAGAAGCACUAGUGUUACGAAGUAUUAAAGUCCGGCUCCUCAUAAGUUUCUCAAAAGACACUGAUCCCCUUACAUUUAACUUUGUUUCAUCUCUUAAAGCUAUUUGCACUGAGGUUCCCAGCUGUAGUUUAAAAGUUAAAUUUUUUGAUCUUGAAGAGGAGAAUGCUUGCUUUCUCAAAGAACAAAAGAAUACUUCCCUUCCCAAAUUAAACCGGAAUAAAUAUAUGGUGACUGAUGGAGCUGCUUAUAUUGGUAAUUUUGACUGGGUGGGAAACGAUUUUACUCAAAACGCGGGAGCUGGCCUCGUUAUCAACCAAGAAGACAUGGGGAACAACACAAGCAUUGUUAAGCAACUUAAAGCCGUGUUUGAAAGGGACUGGUAUUCACACUAUGCCAAAAGUUUGCAACCAACAAAAAUCCCAAACUGCUUAAACUACAAACUUAACAAAGCAGUGGCAAAUAAGACUGCCAUGAAUUAAAAAGACUAUUUUACUGUAUGAUGAAUGAAGAAAUACAUCGGGGCUGCUGUAAGCCUAUUUCAUAUUUACAGAUAAGACUACAAAAAGGCAAAAAAAAAUUUUUUUUUUU
Molecule: messenger RNA, 2346 nt
Organism: Chrysemys picta bellii (western painted turtle)
Lineage: Eukaryota; Metazoa; Chordata; Testudines; Emydidae
Source: RefSeq, a predicted model, not a curated record